Molecule: messenger RNA, 1979 nt
Organism: Prorocentrum cordatum
Lineage: Eukaryota; Dinophyceae; Prorocentrales; Prorocentraceae
Source: the annotation of a GenBank genome assembly
AGCCCUUCUGGCUUGAGGCCCCUGUCGGUUUUGUCCUGGCAUGGCGGCCGGAACGCCACCCAGAGGCGGGGCGGCCUCGGUGGGCACCCGCUCCGCGUCGUGCGAGCGCUGGCGGUCGACCGUGGCGAGAGCGCAGGCGGAGGCCAGCCUCGACCUUGGCUCGAUUCAGCGCGCCCAGCAGCGCGAGCUGUGCUUCCGGAAGUGCAAGGCGGCGAAAGGGCUGGCGCUCCGCACCCGGGCUCUCGUCGCGGAGACCCUGCUGCAGAUGUCGCAGGCGACCGUGGGCAAGGACCACCAGGCCGCGCGCGACCGGUGCGCGAAGGCGGCCGCCGCCUCCCGGGAGCGGCACGACCGCCACCACGAGCUACUCGAGAGAGUGCAGCAGGGCGCCAGGCGUUGGUCGCUGCAGGGGUCGGCCAGGCCGCGCCCGAGGCGCAUCCUGAGCGCGGGCCACGCCAUGGAGAGGAGCCGCAGCCCGAGCCCGCGCUCCCUGGACUCGGAGGCCCUCCUGCGGGGGGUCACGAGCUCCGACGAGAGCGCGCUCCAGGAGACCAGGGCCCUGGUUGGCGCCAGCGGCGCGGGCCUGGACAGCGACCGGAGCCCGACUCAAUCCUCGUCCUCGGCCUGCGAGGGCGGCCGCGCGGGCCGCGCGGGCACCAGCAGCGGCCCCUCCAGGGUGGACACGCUGCUGCAGGCGCUGCGGAGCGAGCCCGCGGAGGACCUGGAGCGCGCCGCGAAGUUCGGCCUGUACGAGGCGUACCUCGCAGAGGUGGAGAGCAUACGGGAGAUACUGAUCAAGUUCCACUCGGAGAGUUGCCCGCUCCUUGACCAGCAGGUGGCCACCUGGAUGGACGGCCAGCUGAGGGAGGUCGACAGCAGGCAGAAGAUGGGGACCUUCGAGACAGGCGAUUGGUUUGUGUACCACAUGAUGCGUCAGGCCCAUGCCAACAACUGCAACAUGACCUCCAAGCUGGACCUCUGGGAGGAGAAGAUCCGCAACCUCUGCGCGGGCGACCCGCAGCCCUGCCCCAUCUGCUUGGAGCACUACUCCUGCGACAGGCCCUCGCAGACGCUGGGGUGCUGCCACAAGGCCUGCAAUCGGUGCUGGGGCAACUGGACCAAGCUCAUGCACGGGAUGGGCAAGGCAGCAUUCUGCCCGAGCUGCCACCGCAAGGAGUUCCUGAGCUCUCUGAGCGCUCCUGCGGAGGUGGCGGCGGUCCGGGCAAGAUCGCCCCGGUCUCCACCGCCACCUAGCACUAAGAUCAGCUUGUGACUGCGAACACCCUGUUACAGCGGAGGCGGGCGUUGUGUCAAAUUUAACUCCAGGUAUCUGGACGGGAAUCUGGAACAAGGAUGAGGGUGCGGGUGUGGCUCAGAAGAGUCCACAGGAACCCAUCCGGAUAGCUCGAGCGCGCCUGCCGUGAUUAUAUAGAUGUUCGAGCAUGUGUCUAGUGACAUAGGCAUCUUGGUUGCUCAUUUCUCCGGCACAAUCUGCACGGGUUGUUUUUCCAGUGGUAGUGUGGGUUGUUCGCUUGCGUUCUGUACGCCUUGUGCAUGUGAUGAGCAGACCGAGGCCAUGCAGUACACUUGCUCGUUGCCACCUUUCGUCAUGGUUGCGCUUGGACAUCUCGUUAGGUUCCUUCGCAUCCUCCCACAGGACAUGAAUAGUCUUGUUUUAUUUGAAGGGUCGUUUGGACCAUCUGCCCCCCUGUGCCACCGCGCCCGUCCCUCUUAUCCCUCAUCUGCCUCGUCCCUACCGGUGAGGCAUUCGAUUGCGCAACACUGCGGAGGAGAUGCUGUUUCGACGCAUGGCCACAGAAGCGUGCAGUCCCAUUCCGUCUCCCCGGCGUGAUGCGCCCUGACACGCGCGAGUUCUGCCUCCUCGGCGCCAGACCGCGAGGAGUCGGGCGGUCGGUGCCGAGAGAGGUCAUGCGGCCCGUGGGGCAUCGGCCGUCCGCAGGUGGAGUUGGGGGGGGGGA